UUAGUACCUUCCACCCAACGACUCAACCGUUAACCAACCAACGGUCCAGAGGGUCUCCUCUCCGCUCCGUUCCACUCCUCUCCGCUAUAAGGAAGGGGAAAUGGCAAGCUGUGGGUCUGCUGUGAAAAGUUAGAAAGAAAGAAAGAAAGAAAGAAAGCGCUUCUCCACCAAACUCUCUCUCUCUCUCGCCUUUCUUUCUCCCAAGCAAACCAAACCAAACCAAACCAAACACAACCCUUUCGUCUUACUCCAACUCUAAUGGACUCCUUUUUCUUUUAACCUUCUCUGUCCUUAUUACCAACCAUUUCAAUUUUUGCUUUCCCAAAACAUGGGUUCUGAUUCGUUGUCUAUCUUAACCCCAUCAACAAAGCCCACACCACUCCCUUCCCAAGAAGAAGACUCUGCAAACCCAUCUGCAGCUCUGCUCUCUUUUGAUACCGACUCCUCCCCUUCCUCCUCUGCCAAUUCUCCCCACAAACCCGCCACCACCAUCGUCUUCAUCUCCCUCCUCCUCACCACUUGCGUUGCUCUCUCCGCCGCCGUCGCCUUCGCUUUUCUCUUCUUCUCUUCCCCCUCCGGCUCCCCCCACCCCUCCUCCUCCUCCUUCGAAUCCUCAGCUCGUCCUCUCAAAAACCUCCACCAUCCCGUUGUCCUCUUGAUUUCCUCUGAUGGGUUUCGAUUCGGUUACCAAUUCAAGACCCCCACUCCCAAUAUCGGCCGUCUUAUUGCUAACGGGACCGAGGCCGACAUGGGUCUGAUUCCGGUCUUCCCUACUUUGACUUUCCCAAAUCAUUAUUCUAUAGUUACAGGUCUCUAUCCUUCUUAUCACGGCAUAAUUAACAAUCACUUUGUGGAUCCACACACUGGCGAGCUCUUCACCAUGGCAAGCCACGAGCCCAAGUGGUGGCUGGGCGAGCCCUUGUGGGAGACCGUGGUCAAUCACGGCUUCAAAGCUGCCACCUAUUUCUGGCCUGGUUCUGAGGUAAACAAAGGUUCUUGGACUUGCCCUGAGAAAUUCUGCAAGCACUAUAACGGCUCCGUUCCUUUUGAGGAGCGGGUGGAUACUGUGUUGCACUACUUUGAUCUGCCUAGUACUGAAAUUCCUGUGUUUAUGACUCUGUAUUUUGAAGAUCCCGAUCAUCAGGGUCAUCAGGUUGGGCCUGAUGAUCCGGAGAUCACUAAAGCUGUUGCUAGAAUCGAUGGGUUGAUAGGUAAGUUGAUUGAGGGUCUGGAGAAAAGAGGAGUUUUUGAGGAUGUUACUAUAAUUAUGGUAGGUGAUCAUGGGAUGGUUGGUACUUGUGAUAAAAAGCUGAUUUUUCUGGAUGAUUUGGCUCCUUGGGUUGAGAUUCCAAAGGAUUGGGUCCAGUCAUAUACUCCAUUGCUUGCAAUUCGUCCGCCUCCGGGGGUUGAGCCGGCAGAUGUUGUUGCCAAAAUUAAUGAAGGAUUGAAAUCGGGGAAGGUCGAGAAUGGGCAGAAUUUGAGAGUGUAUCUUAAAGAGGAGCUUCCCAGUCGACUUCAUUAUGCGGCUAGUGAUCGUAUUCCACCGGUAAUAGGAUUAAUUGAAGAAGGGUUCAAGGUAGAACAGAAAAGAACCAAUAGGAGAGAAUGUGGAGGAGCACAUGGUUAUGAUAAUGCUAUAUUUUCCAUGAGAACCAUUUUCAUUGGCCACGGUCCUCAGUUUGCACGGGGUAGAAAGGUUCCAUCUUUUGAAAAUGUUCAAAUAUACAACUUGGUAACUUCAAUUCUCAAUAUUCAGGGUGCUCCCAACAACGGAUCACUAUCAUUUCCAACGUCUGUUCUUCUGCCACCUAGCCCUUAAUGUAUGUUUUAUCUAUGAAAGCAUUUUUUUGAGUGAAGCCAGCUUUUCAAAGUUAGGAUAGUGGUUGGCAAGGUUUUCUGCAAUGGAAGUUUUACUUGGUCAUGUUUGUCCAAGGCUUUUGAGGGGAUGAUACUUUUGCAGAAAUGUAAUGGUAUCAGUUGGUCUUGCAAUCCAUGAUCCAAUUUAUUUGAGGCACGGCAAUAAUGGUAUUCACAUCUAUUUGCUUAGAUCCCCACUCCAUUUAUUAGGGGCUCCACAGGUAAAGUGGAAACCUGAUGUACAAUAUUGAAGACUGUCAUAUGUAACGAACACCACAAUGAGUAGAAAUGAUAGUAUUGUUUUGAAAUUUAACUUUUAAAUUAUGUUGGAAUUGAUACUCUUUCUAUAUUCCCAGUUUCAUGUAUUGAAUGUGA
Messenger RNA from Ziziphus jujuba (common jujube), 2232 nucleotides. RefSeq lists its product as uncharacterized. Bases 329 to 1819 code for a protein of 496 amino acids. Gene Ontology annotation, cellular component: vacuole. NCBI's taxonomy places the organism in Eukaryota, Viridiplantae, Streptophyta, Magnoliopsida, Rosales, Rhamnaceae. The record is from RefSeq and is a predicted model, not a curated record. The transcript has a single exon.